Molecule: messenger RNA, 645 nt
Organism: Miscanthus lutarioriparius
Lineage: Eukaryota; Viridiplantae; Streptophyta; Magnoliopsida; Poales; Poaceae
Source: the annotation of a GenBank genome assembly
AUGGCUCUGGUCGGGCAGGUCGCGACGGUGGCGCAGCUGGUGGGCGUGGACGCGUUCAGCCUCAUCACCAUGAUCGCAGAGGCAGCACAGAUGGUGCGGCGGAACCGCGCCGUCUGCCAGCAGCUGGCCCGCCGUGUCGAGAUGAUCGGCGGCCUGCUGCGGCGGCUCCACGACACGCAGUUGAUGGACCAGCCGGAGACGCGGAGCCCCGUGGAGGGGCUGGAGGAGACGCUCCGGCGGGCGUACCUGCUCGUGCGCUCCUGCCAGCGCCGCGGGUACGCGUACCGGUGCUUCAUGGGGGCGCGCCACGCCGACGAGCUCCGCGAGGUGCAGGGUGAGAUCGGCUUCUACCUCCAGCUCUUCCCCCUUGUCAGCUACGUCGAUGCCACGCUGAACUGGGUGAGGCAUCUCAGUAACAACAAGCAGGCCUCUCAUGACACUUCUUUCCAAGAGGAGUGCAAAGUUCCAGGGUCGCAGGCACUGAUGCCGGCGCAAUCGGUCCAGCCCUUGAGCCUUCAACAGUGUCUUGCCCUCAUUCCCUGUCUGUCUAUCUUCAGAUUUUCUGAGACAGAGCAAAACCCAAAUGGGUUGCUACUGGAAGAGCAAAACCCAGAUGAAAUGCGUCGUCUAGAAGAGCGACAUUAA